CAAACCAAGCGCACGCGGCAGCGGAAAAUCGGACAAAACCAGUUGCCAGCCAGACGACAGCCGACAAGCGACGAAGUGAAAAGUCGCAAAUGUUUUUGCUCCUUGCCUUCAGUUAGCCCUGAAUCCUCGAACCGUGCGGACGUGUGUCCUUGUCGAACGCAAUUACACUUUUGAUUUAACCACCGAAAGACGUAAUUGUUGGCGCGGACUCUAAAACUAAAUAUUUCGAAAUUAUUUAAAAAUAAAAACGUAUUAAAAUCUUUUUACUAACUAACGGGCAACGAAUUCUUUUGGAUUUCGUAAAAAUGAGAAAAUGACAGCAAAACGUGAUAAGGAUUACUCAAAAAAUAAAUCAGCACCUGGAAUCGGAUUCAGUGCCGCCGGCUCAACCAAUGGCAGCGGCAUAAAGUCCAUCGGGCUGGUUAGCUCCACACAGAAUGUGACUUCGUCACAGGACAUCAGCAAGCGGACAAACAAACCACUUAUGGAGAAGCGACGGCGGGCGCGAAUCAACCAGAGCCUGGCUAUCUUGAAGGCCCUUAUCCUGGAGUCCACCAAGAGCCAAAAUGCCAAGAACGGUGAGGGCCAGGCAAAGCACACCAAGCUGGAGAAGGCGGACAUCCUGGAACUGACAGUUCGUCACUUCCAAAGGCAUCGCAAUCUUGAUGAUCCAACGGUUAACAAAUACCGAGCGGGUUACACGGACUGUGCUCGCGAGGUGGCUCGUUACUUGGCCACCCCGGAACCGCCACCCUUGGGAACCAUGCCAACUUUGGCGGAGCCCGGCUCCAAGGCGAGACUCCUGCGUCAUUUGGAUCAGUGCAUUGCAGAAAUCGACGUAGAGAUAUGUCCCCACUCGACGGCCACCUUUGCAGAGAGUCCCAGCAGCAGCAGCUGCUUUGACCUAAACCAUGCUAAGAAGUCUCAACCGGAGGAGCAUUCGUUGGACUACAGCAGUCAGGACUCGAAUCCCCUGGACUACAGCAAAGGUCUGAAGCUGGUGGCCACGGAGCAAAGAACCCUACCCGCCACGCCGGCACCGCAGGACGAAAACAACAAUCGUGGACUCCUGGCGCAGGCGCAAACUCCGAUUCCGAUUCAGGUGCAAAGUCAGACCCAAAGCCAAGCAUCGCAACAAGAUGUUGUUGCUACCAGCGAACUUAGCUACGAGGAGGAUCGGAACAAAGUGUGCGCCAAUGUCCUGGAGCAGUACAAGCAACAGUUAAAGGCGCAUGUGCAGCAGCAACCAGAAUCCGCUAAUGGAGUCCUGGUUUUACCGCCUCACUACGUACAACUGGCGGCUGCUCUGGGCCUUAGUGCCCAGCCUCUAGUUGAUCCCAUAGCCACUCGUACGGAUUUCGAGCGGUUAAUUGAAUUGCAAAGAGUUCAGCCACAUUUGGCCGGCAAGUUGAGUCCCAGUUUUCCCGGUGGUCUGGAGGCGGCUCAUGUAGCAGCCGCGGCAGCUGCAGCCUAUGCCAACAGUAUGGCGGUAGCCGCUUCCGCCGGCGCCACAGUCUCUGCCAUGGCCACAUCCGGUGGGGGAACGCCAUCAGUUCAUCAGGAGAGGCCUGCAUCGGUGGCAGCAUCUGUCAGUUCUGGAGUUUCUGUGUCGGAACUCAAGUCUAUGCCCGCCACACAGCAAUCCUCACCACGAUCCGAGAGCGGCAUCGGUUCCAAUGAGAACGAAGCUCCGGUGGCUAGUCCGCGCCCGCAAACAAGCAAUGCCGCCCGCCAGGCAUUAAGACAGCGCCAGGAGGAGGAAUACCACUAUAUGGCCCAAGCGGCGGCUGCUGCUGCCGCAGCGGCAGCUGGACAAGAUGAGAGCAUGUGGCGGCCCUGGUGAACUUGUGGGUCAGAGAUCCUAUGUACCAAGUAUGUAGACUGCACCAGGUUAGUUGAGUAAGAACCAGCCGGCAGCCGGCGGUUCUCAACCCCAACUGAUCGCCAAGUAAAGGAUGAUGCCUAUUGUUAUUACCGCUCUUCUGUGUAGCUCCUGAACCUUUCCGAAUUGCAUUUCCUACCCGUGCCAAUGCCCAAGACUCUCUACAAGAUGGGUUCCAGAGCCAUGUGGAGCUACCCCUUCAUUUAUGUGUGCAUUUGUUUUCGCCAUGAACUCCGCGUUAAAUGUAUUUAAUUCAAU
This is a messenger RNA of Drosophila eugracilis, 2140 nucleotides long. RefSeq lists its product as uncharacterized. The transcript is spliced from 3 exons. Lineage: Eukaryota; Metazoa; Arthropoda; Insecta; Diptera; Drosophilidae. Gene Ontology annotation, cellular component: nucleus. Gene Ontology annotation, biological process: regulation of neurogenesis; anterior/posterior pattern specification; regulation of transcription by RNA polymerase II. The record is from RefSeq and is a predicted model, not a curated record. Bases 314 to 1843 code for a protein of 509 amino acids. Gene Ontology annotation, molecular function: DNA-binding transcription factor activity, RNA polymerase II-specific; protein dimerization activity; RNA polymerase II cis-regulatory region sequence-specific DNA binding.